UUGAUGUCUUUGAAAAUUUCAGAGGUCACCAGAAACCAUUUUUUCCAUCUUCUUUAUCGUUUCCAUCAUGUUGAUAGGACACAACAAUCAUCAUAUGAUGUCUUUCUUAGUUUCAGAGGUGAAGAUACCAGAAGCCAUUUUGCCAGUCAUCUUUAUCGUACUUUGUGUCAAAGGGGAGUGGUGAUCUUCAACGAUGAUGUUGAUAUGAGAAACGGGCUAAAGGUUACUGCUUCCCUUGUCAGAGUCAUACAGAAAUCUAGGAUGGCUAUCAUUAUUUUCUCCAGAAACUAUGCAUCCUCGGCAUUUUGUUUGAACGAACUUGUCCAAAUCCUCAAGUGUCAUGCAGAAGGGAGGAUGCGGAUUUUGCUAGUUUUUUAUGAUGUACAUCCAUCAGAAGUAAGAAACCAAAGUGGGAGUUACGGGGAAGCGUUUGCAAAGCACGAGGAAAGAUUCAAUUAUGAUAAAGACAAGUUACAAGAUUGGCGUUCGGCUUUGCGCAGUGCUGCUAAUUUCUCUGGUUAUCUUCACAAACGAAGGGAAGAACCUGAGGACGUGUUCAUAGAAAAGAUUACUGAAAGGAGAAUUGGCUGGAGAUGUUCUUCCUUCACCUUUAAUUCUGGCCGUAUGUGAGAAGCUGGGUUCUCGUCAACUCCUGAACUCUUU
This is a messenger RNA of Vigna unguiculata (cowpea), 663 nucleotides long. Lineage: Eukaryota; Viridiplantae; Streptophyta; Magnoliopsida; Fabales; Fabaceae. The record is from RefSeq and is a predicted model, not a curated record.